This is a messenger RNA of Sparassis crispa, 420 nucleotides long. RefSeq lists its product as hypothetical. Gene Ontology annotation, cellular component: actin cortical patch. Gene Ontology annotation, biological process: endocytosis; actin cortical patch localization; actin cortical patch assembly. The transcript is spliced from 2 exons. The coding region runs from base 1 to 420 and encodes 139 amino acids. The record is from RefSeq and is a predicted model, not a curated record. Lineage: Eukaryota; Fungi; Basidiomycota; Agaricomycetes; Polyporales; Sparassidaceae. Gene Ontology annotation, molecular function: Arp2/3 complex binding.
AUGACAUUCAGCGAGAACAUGAUCUUCAUGCACAAUUGCACAGAUAGGACACCAGAGGCCUUGUGCAUGCAAGUGCUCAUGCUCAAGAUCCUGUACCUCCUGUUCAUGAUGAAAGGCGUGGCAGAGUAUUUUUACACGAAUGACCUGUGCGUGCUCGUCGACGUCUUCCUCCGCGAGAUCGGCAACAUCAAUGAGGACAACGAGUCGAUACGUCUUCCCACAUCCUGGUGGUUACCUCCGCGUGCUGCACUCGCUGCUCACGAAGAUGCAGCUGCGCACGAUACCAUAGAAGCUCACGCAGAUCGUGCGCUCGCUCAAGGGACGGUCCCUCAACAUCACAUUACGGCGGAAAGGGAGGAUAUAAAGGCGAGAAAGUAUUCCCAGACUGCAGAUCCUCCAUUCCCGUCGAUAAUCGGCUGA